Messenger RNA from Nannochloropsis gaditana CCMP526, 789 nucleotides. RefSeq lists its product as uncharacterized. The transcript has a single exon. Gene Ontology annotation, biological process: sulfation. Gene Ontology annotation, molecular function: sulfotransferase activity. Bases 1 to 789 code for a protein of 262 amino acids. The record is from RefSeq and is a predicted model, not a curated record. Gene Ontology annotation, cellular component: cytoplasm.
AUGAACUUUUCCGAAAUUUCAGAGGUGGUUCCUUGGGUAGAGCUUGCGCACGAUCUUGGGCAAGACCUGAACGCAGACCAGGGGGGGCUGAGCCCGCGGCUGUUCAAAAGCCACGCGUGGAAACCGCAUGUGCCCAAAGGAGGGCGUUACAUCGUGUGUUUUCGGGAUCCUGAGGAUGUGGUCUACAGCUUUUAUCGCUUCUUCGACGGGUGGUUCAUCCAACCCAAGGGCGCCGUGUCUUUCGAGGUGUUCGCUCGCGAGUUUUUUCUUCACCGAGAUUAUCCGACGUCUCCGAUGCAAAAUGCAUCGUAUUGGCAUCACUUGGUCAGCUGGAUGGAAAAUAUCGUCAAAAAGGGCGGUGGGCAGGAAGAUGAGGACGUGCUCUUGGUUGCCUUCGAGGACUUGAAGGGAGACCUGGAGCGCCAGGUGAGACGGGUCGCGACUUUCAUGGGGUACACGGGGGGUGAAUUCGAAGAGCGUGUCCGCGUGGCGACUGAGCACAGCUCCUUGGCCUUCAUGCAGAGGCACCGGGACAAGUUCGACGAGCACCUGACAAAGGAGGCGCGCAAUGAGGCCAUGGGGCUACCGCGGGAUGCCGGGCGAGAGAACGCCAAAGUGAAGGAGGGAGGCGUGGGGGCGGCGGCAGUGGCAAUGUCGCCUGCGCUGCGUGAAGCCAUGCAACGCCGAUGGCAAGAAGUGGCGAGCGAGUCGCUCGGCUUCGGCGAUUACAGCGAGCUGCUCGUGUGGCACAGGCAGCAGCAAGUGGGGCUAAAUGGGAGCGAGCCUUAA